UGCGGGGUCCUUCCUCGCUCACCCUGGUUCCUCUCGGAGCGGAGACGGCAAAUGGCGGACUUCGAUACCUACGACGAUCGGGCCUACAGCAGCUUCGGCGGCGGCAGAGGGUCCCGCGGCAGUGCUGGUGGCCAUGGGUCCCGUAGCCAGAAGGAGCUGCCCACAGAGCCCCCCUACACGGCGUAUGUAGGAAAUCUACCUUUUAACACGGUGCAGGGUGACAUAGACGCUAUCUUUAAGGAUCUCAGCAUAAGGAGUGUACGGCUAGUCAGAGAUAAAGACACAGACAAGUUUAAAGGGUUCUGCUAUGUAGAAUUCGACGAGGUGGACUCCCUUAAGGAAGCCCUGACGUAUGACGGUGCCCUGUUGGGUGACCGGUCACUUCGCGUGGACAUUGCCGAAGGCAGAAAACAGGACAAAGGUGGCUUUGGAUUCAGGAGAGGUGGACCAGACGACAGAGGCUUCAGGGAUGACUUCCUAGGAGGCAGGGGGGGCAGCCGCCCCGGGGACCGGCGAGCAGGCCCCCCGAUGGGAAGUCGCUUCAGAGACGGCCCCCCACUGCGAGGCCCCAACAUGGACUUCAGAGAACCCACAGAAGAGGAAAGAGCACAGAGACCCCGGCUCCAGCUUAAACCUCGGACAGUCGCCACGCCCCUCAACCAAGUCGCCAAUCCCAACUCUGCUAUCUUCGGGGGAGCCAGGCCCAGAGAGGAAGUGGUCCACAAGGAGCAAGAAUGAGCUUGCGUGGGAGGGCCCGGGCGCGGCGCGGCGCCAGGAGGUGGCGGCGGCAGUGGCACGGCGGGCCCCGGCCCCGGCCCCACGGCCCUGCAGCUCCCUGCCCGCGUCCCGCACCCCACUCCCGGCCCCGGAAGCGUGGAGCUUGCGAAUGCAUGUCAGCUGUUGACAAGUGGUUUUAGUACAUUCUUGGCUUUGCUGUAGCUCCAUGCCUGCUCCAUGCCUUUUCUUUUCCUGCCGCCCCCCCCCGCCCUCCUCCUGACCCCCCCCCGCCCCCCGUUUUGCUUCCAACACUGGGCUUUCCGGGGCGGGCGUGGCCAGGCUCAGGUGCUCCCCCCUCUCGCGGCUCGCUCUCUUUCUUUUAGACACUGGCCGGCCUCCGGCAGUGCCUUUGAGCUCCUCAGUGCUUCUCCAGCCUGCAUGUCGAGUUCUGUGUUGCUGCGGCUAGCGAGGCAGCGGCUUGUCUGCUGGGCGCCGAUGCCCCACCCCACCCCCGCCGCGGGAAGGGUGAGGCUGGCGUGGGCUAUCGGGGAGCAGUCCGUGUCGACCACUGCACGCUCCCAGGGGCGCCAGUGCCGGUGCUGGCCAGCGCCCGGGAGGCCUGCACCAGCGCCCGUGUCCGCGCGUCCCUGCGUCCCUCCCCCGUGCUCCUGCAUGAGAGCAGAGAGAAGCCCGGGCCGCCCACCGCCCCGAGCACUUUAUUUCCCUCGGUGGAUUCAGAGAAAGUCUGCCAGGCCGAGCCGGCGAAGCUCCGCCGACCGGAGGGGACCGAGUUUUGGGGACACUGUGUGCCCGUGUGCAGCGUGGAGCGCGUCCCCCGGAGCAGGGCCAAGGCAGAGGCCCUGGAGCCGGCACACCUGGCCGUGAACACACGAGCCGUGCCCCAGCGCCCCGUCUCGCUCUGCUCCCGUGGGCGCGGACGGGGGUCCGCGGGCAGUGCGGCCCCGCUCCGGCCCCGGCUUCUCUCUGCCAUCGUUGCGAGGUCUCAGCAAUUUACAGAACUCCCUCCCUCCUCCUGCCACCCCCGCUUCCAGACGAGAGCCAUUUGUGUAACACCAAUACUUAACUUAAGACAGACAUGCAUUGCGUGGUUGUGAUCCGACCCGAUGCCUCACAUCCUCAAUGUGGAAACGAUAGACAAAGCCAAUUCCUCCAAACUCCCGGGCAGCGCGGCUGACUUGUAAUGUAAGAAUGGAAGUCCAGACACUCGCCACAUUCAGCUCUAGGACAGAAAGGAAAUCUAUGGAUAUGGUAUUUUGUGAAUGAUCUUUUAAAUAAAAGAAAACCUUACG
Lepus europaeus (European hare) is the source of this 2027-nucleotide messenger RNA. RefSeq names its product eukaryotic translation initiation factor 4H (gene EIF4H). The transcript is spliced from 6 exons. Gene Ontology annotation, molecular function: RNA binding. The coding region runs from base 52 to 738 and encodes 228 amino acids. The record is from RefSeq and is a predicted model, not a curated record. NCBI's taxonomy places the organism in Eukaryota, Metazoa, Chordata, Mammalia, Lagomorpha, Leporidae.